UCAAGUUAGGGUUAGGUCGUCAAGUCACGUGGUAAAAAGCGAUACAGUGUGCAUAUGGGGUAAACAGACAAGCGUUCAGACAUGUCAGCUGCAUUUGGACGACGCGUUGUUUCGCAAAUAUUUGCGAAUACUACGAAAAGAUCAUGUAUAAAACUGUCGACGUCGAAAUGGCGGAGCACAGCUGCUGUCGCUUCGGAAACCGCCGUCGCUGACGAACCUACAAAGAAUGCUAUUCCGGCUCCGGAACCCGGCCGCGUUCAGGCGGCGUUGCUGAAAAACUUCGGUGAGCCCCUCCAAAUCCAGAACAUCGAUGCACCCAAGAUAACCGACGACAAAGAGGUACUCAUCGACGUUCACUACUGCGCUCUGAAUGGUCCGGACAUGCUUUUGAGCCAGAAUUCUUACCCACACAAGCCGGACCUGCCUCAAAUACUAGGCUAUGAGAUAGUCGGCAAGCUUCGGGAGGUUGGUGAGAACGCAGCCAAGGCUGGAUACAAAGUUGGGGACAAAGUUAUCGCCCUAAAUAAACAGCGCUUUGGCGGGUUCGCUGAAACUUGCACAGCAGAAUUUGGGGACCUUUGGAAAGUUCCCAACUCGUUAAAACUGGUCGAUGCAGUGUGUUUGCUGGACGGUUAUGCCACGGCACUUAUUGGGCUCGAGAAGAGAGCCUCCUUGCAAGAAAACGACAUGGUAUUGAUUAAUGUCGGGCUUGGUGGAGUUGGUUUGGCUGCUGUUGAUCUUGCUGCAAAUGUCUUCAGAGCUCAGGUGAUUGGGGUUUGCGCAACAGAAGACAGGACCGCGCUUGUUAGAGAAAAAGGAGCAUUUGCGGCGCUCAAGUUUCACGACAAGAAUUUGAUGAAGCAAAUCGUAAAUGUUGCUGCGGAGAAGGACAUCAAGGAAAUUUUUGAUGGCGUCAGUGGUGAAAACUUCAAGAAAGUUUUGUCUUGCUUUACUGAUGUCUACAAAUCGGGUUUGGUAAAGGACCUGCUACACGACAACGAGUUUUCCGUUGUAAUACAACACUUGUCACGAGAAGGGCGAGUUAUCAUCGCUGGGCUAGCAGUCAGCAAGUACGAUACAAAUGAUGCUGCACCGACAGGGUCCUUUGGCGUGACAGGAAUAAGCCUUCACGAGUACAGAGACAAGGAUCACGAAUUUUAUCGUUCAGCCGGGGACGAGGUGCUAGAAUUUUUUGAUGAGGGACUGAUUUCACCGUCACGUUCACUUGUUGCCGGACUAUACAAAAUCAACAGCGCCAUGAAAUUCAUCUCAAAGAUGAAGGCGUCAGGAAAGGUUGUCAUCGACAUGAAGAACAAGGAAGUGUUCACGGAAACUGAUGACGAUUAAAAGUAGAGAACUUUUAUUCUCUCGGCUUUUUGUAUCCGUAUUAUAUACGCAUAAUUAGAGAUUAAAUCCCCUCAGAUUGUUUCCUAGUAAAAAAAAUAAAAAAAUAAAUAAAAAACCGAAAAUCCCAUACACCAAUUCGCGCCUUCGAUUCGUUCACAUUAUUUGUGCAAUUCGUAGAUCUUGAUUGAUCUACAGAACAAAGAAUUGAACACAAUGCCAUCGAUUAGUAGCGGAGAAUUUUAUUAGAAAACAAUCACGCAUCGGCCGUGGUAAGGAAUGAGAGUUUGAAAAUCGUGUAAAUUUUCGUAAAAAAAAUUGUCUGCUUUCACCGAUUCGUUUUGCUAUGGUGCGGAGUUGUAAUCACGCCAUGUAGUCAAGGAUCAAUUGCUUACAAUUACAGUAUCUUACUGUUGCGUUGUUAUGUAGUUCCUCGACUCUCUUACUCCACACAUACGUGUAAUUUUCGACUGUUAAAUGUAAGUAUGGAGUACCGAUUUGACCACUUGCGUAAGUUGUUCAAUUGCAAAUUUAUAUAUUAAACCCUCAAUUAGCCUCAUAUGGAGAAAAUAAAAAAUGGAAUAAUUAUAGGGCUGAAAGCAACAGCCGUAACCCCGUAUUUCGAAUCACAUAAAAAUUCGGUUCUUCUGUCAAAGGGACCAUCUUUUAGACUGUUGCGAACCAUCAGGUUCAAAAGGUUAUUUAUUUAUUCACUUUCUGAACAGAGACAGCGAACAGCUUUCGACAUAAUAGCUAUAAAUCUGUGUGGUAAUAAAAGUUACAAAACGUGCUGUCCGAUAUCUGAUAAAUUGGAAUGAAAUUGUAUGAGAGCUGUAAAGUUAAUAAAGAGAUUUAUAUUAUCAUAUUCUUUCA
Diprion similis is the source of this 2217-nucleotide messenger RNA. RefSeq names its product quinone oxidoreductase-like protein 2. Gene Ontology annotation, cellular component: mitochondrion. The record is from RefSeq and is a predicted model, not a curated record. Bases 82 to 1347 code for a protein of 421 amino acids. The transcript has 8 exons. Gene Ontology annotation, molecular function: oxidoreductase activity. NCBI's taxonomy places the organism in Eukaryota, Metazoa, Arthropoda, Insecta, Hymenoptera, Diprionidae.